AUGAAGAACCCCCAAUCGUCACACGCAAAGACGGUCGCGGUCGUGGGCACGGGCAUGGCUGGUCUAGCCACUGCCCAUCUGCUGCACCAGGACUCUCAGAAGCGGUACCAGGUUACUCUGAUCGAGAAGAGAGACCAAAUAUCGCUGAGCGCAGAGUCAGUUCAAAUUCCCUCGCGCGAUUCCAACGGUCCAGCAGUAUGGGCUGAUGUGCCGAUGCGCGCCUUUGCCGGUGGCUUCUAUCGGAAUCUGAUCCGAAUGUAUGAUUACUUGGGAGUCAAGUACCGCGAGCAGCCAUUUCUUUUCAGCUUCACGAGGUUGCCGAAACGACAGCAAUCUGUAUCGACUACUUCUUGCAUUCCCGGGCCGCAGAUGGUCUAUGCUUCAAAUUUUCACCAAAUUCCCCCUAUCCCACGCACAACAAACCUAAUUCAUUGGUGUGUGGAAGCUGUCUAUGCAGUCCUGUGCUACCUAUGGUUCACUUUCUGCUGCUUCUUCAUCUCCCCCUAUGCCGAGAAUCUACAGACUGGGCAGCUGAGCGAGUCGCUGGACCACUACCUACGGCGUAUGUGGAUACCGCAGUACUACGUGGCCAACUAUCUACUUCCUCUGAUUUCGAGCGUCUGUACCUGUUCACACCAUGAACUGUUGAAUUUUCCUGCAUCCGACGUUAUAGAAUAUAAGCGCAGAACGCAUCUCCAGCAGCACUUUGUGGUGACUGCGGGUGUCCAGUGUGUCCAGCCGAAGCUUCUGGAAGGCGUUGAAUUGCGUCUUGGCGUGAAUCUGACGCAUGUGAUCCCGCAAGACAACGGAGUGCAGAUCAAGUACUCGACUGAGGAUGGGAAACACACCUCGGAGCACUUUGAUCUGGUUGUUCUGGCCGUCUCACCCGAUAUCGCUGCGUCCUUGUUUCCCGCAGUGAAUUCGCAACUGUCCGCUAUCCCAACCACCACCGUGGAGACGGUCGCACACACCGACAAGUCGACCAUUCGACCGAUGUUGCAUGCCACUGCGAGUCCAAACUCGAUCAAAUGUGCCAAGGAAUCGCGAGGGUCUUACAAUCUCUUAACACAGCGUAUUCACUUACUUUCCAACGGUACUAUUACCGAAGCCGUUCAUGAGCAAACGAAUUCCAUUCUUGUCACGACAAACCCCCUUUUCCCCUUGGAUAAAUCAAAGAUUAUUCGCUCGGCGAGCUUUGUGCGCGUGCUGCGAAGCCCACUUAGCCGUCUUGUCGUCAAUUCAAUUUUCCAAGGCCGUGUCGAACGGACGAACUUGCCAAAGUCGACACCUGUGGUGAGUUCCUGGCGCAACGGAGACAACGGAGUCUACUUGGCGGGCGGCUGGUGCUGGGACGGAAUGGUCCUCCUUGAAGGCUGCGUUGUUUCUGCCAUGAGAGUCGCUACAGAUCUCGGCGUGGUGGUACCUUGGGAUGACACAUCGUCAUGA
Molecule: messenger RNA, 1446 nt
Organism: Penicillium daleae
Lineage: Eukaryota; Fungi; Ascomycota; Eurotiomycetes; Eurotiales; Aspergillaceae
Exons: 2
Coding region: 1-1446 (481 amino acids)
Molecular function (GO): oxidoreductase activity
Source: RefSeq, a predicted model, not a curated record